UCGCCCCAGUGAUGGACUAACACCCACUUCCGGCACCACUUUAGUCAAAAUAAUCAAAAAUAUUUGUAUUAUUCAGUCCAAUAUUUUAUUUUCCCCCAAUCAAAGUAAAAUCACUGGGACAAACAGAAGAACAAGAAGAAGAGAAGAAGAUGUCGGAGGUGGAGGGCGAAUGGAGGACUUUCAUUGGCCAGCGGAGGGUAUCCGCAGACUGUCAUUGGCUGGAAGCCUCUGGGUCCUCUGGAGACGCCUAUUAGUUCAGUUUGAUGGAGAUAACUCGGAGUGCUAAAUACGCCGAGUUUUCCGCAUUUAAUUCAUGUGUCCCGAGUAAUUAAUUGUUGUUUUUGGUCCCCUUGUGUGUUGAAAGAAGUCAUCCUUCGUCAUGCCGAGAAUUAUGAUAAAAGGGGGUGUUUGGAGGAACACGGAGGAUGAGAUUCUCAAAGCCGCGGUGAUGAAAUACGGUAAGAACCAGUGGAGUAGAAUAGCCUCACUCUUGCACCGAAAGUCGGCGAAGCAGUGCAAAGCCCGUUGGUUCGAGUGGCUGGACCCCAGCAUAAAGAAGACGGAAUGGAGUCGCGAGGAGGACGAGAAGCUGUUGCACCUGGCGAAGCUGAUGCCGACGCAGUGGCGAACGAUCGCCCCGAUAAUCGGUCGAACCGCCGCCCAAUGUCUGGAGCGGUACGAGUGUCUCCUGGACCAGGCGCAGAAGAAGGAGGAGGGCGAGGACGGCUCGGACGACCCCCGGAAGCUGAAGCCGGGGGAGAUCGACCCGAACCCAGAGACAAAACCCGCGCGCCCAGACCCCAAGGACAUGGACGAGGACGAGCUGGAGAUGCUGUCAGAGGCGCGCGCCAGGCUGGCCAACACCCAGGGGAAGAAAGCGAAGCGAAAGGCCAGGGAGAAGCAGCUGGAGGAGGCCCGGAGGCUGGCCGCCCUCCAGAAGAGGCGGGAGCUGAGGGCCGCGGGCAUCACUGUCAAUCAGAAGAACAAACGGAAACGGGGGGUCAACUACAACACGGAAAUUCCGUUUGAGAAACGCCCGGCUACCGGGUUCUACGACACCAGUGCUGAGCACAUCGACCCUCUGGCUGCGGACUUCUCGAGGAUGAGGCAGCAGCAUCUGGACGGCGAGCUCAGGGCCGACAAGGAGGAGCAGGACAGGAAGAAGGACAAGCAGAAACUCAAGCAGAGGAAGGAGAACGACAUCCCCAUGGGGAUGCUCAAUAAUGAGGAGCCUGUGAAGAAGAGGAGCAAACUCGUGCUCCCUGAACCACAGAUUUCCGAUCAGGAGCUGCAGCAGGUCGUCAAACUGGGUCGUGCCUCAGAGGUGGCUAGAGAAGUAGCCACCGAGAGUGGAAUAACCCUCUCGGACAGUCUCCUCGCGGACUACUCCCUCACUCCAAAUGCAGCAGUGACCCCUCGCACCCCAGCCGUUACCGACCGAGUCCUCCAGGAGGCCCAGAAUGUCAUGGCCCUCACCCACGUUGACACCCCCCUGAAAGGAGGCCUCAACACUCCCCUCCACAACGUCGACUUCAGCAGUGUCGUCCCCUCAUCCACUGCCAUCACCACCCCCAAUACAGUCCUCGCGACUCCCUUCAGGUCCACCAGGAGUGACGGUACCCCCCUGAACUCUAGCUUCAACACGCCAGUCUCAGCGAGAACGCAGAAUGGCAUUCUGGCGCCAACACCAGUAAGAGACAAAUUGAACAUCAAUCCAGACUCUGCUCUCGAUGGCUCCGAGACUCCAGCCCUGCAAAAACAGACGAAGGAGCAGUUGAAGCUGGGUCUGAGUGCCCUCCCAGCGCCAAAGAACGACUUUCAGAUCGUUAUUCCUGAGAACGAGUCCCAGGAGGAUGGGGCGAGCAACCAGAUGGAUCUCGGGGUGGAGGACCAGGCGGACGUUGACGCCAGGAAGCAGCAGGAGUUGUUGGAGCAGAGAGCGAGGGAAAUAGCGAAGAGAUCGCAGGUGAUCCAGCGAGGCCUCCCCAGACCCACAGAAGUUAAUUUGAAUAUUCUCAAGCCUGUGGACGUCAGUCUCAAGAACUUGAAGCCAGCCAAGGACUCGGGGCUGACGGACCAGCAGAUCGCCGAGGAGUUGAUCAAGAGGGAGAUGUUGACUAUGCUGCAGUACGAUGCUGUCCAGAAUCCCACGAUAGCAAAUUCAAAACGUGGAAAUGCUCUCGUUUCGUUGGCUCAGAAUUACCUGGAUCAGCAUCCUUACGAGGAUUUUGAGAAGGAUGACCUCGAGGGGGCGAGGAGCCUCAUUUCCGACGAGAUGGAGGUCGUGAAGAAGGGGAUGGGCCAUGGGGAGUUGAGCCUGGAGGCGUAUACGACUGUGUGGGAGGAGUGCUCCUCGCAGAUUCUGUUUCUGGAGGGGCAGAAGAAGUUCACGAGGGCGAAUGUCGCCUCGAAGAAGGAGAAGAUCGAGGCUGCCGAGAGGAUUUUGGAGGAGAACAGGGGGCACAUGACUGGGGCGGCCAAACAUGCUGCGAAGAAGGAGAAGAAACUCAAGAUUAUGACUGGGGGGUAUCAGACGAGGGAUCAGGUCCUCACGAAACAGCUGCAUGACACUUAUGAGCAGAUUGAACAGGAACAGCUGCAGCUCUCGACUUUUAAGUUUCUUGAGAAGCAGGAGAAGGUGGCACUCGAGAGGAGGCAGAAUGCUUUGACUGAGGAUGUCAACAGGCAGAUUGAGAGGGAGAGGAGUCUGCAGCAGAGGUAUGCAGAGCUGAUGGAACAGCUGCAGCAGGCGAGGGUCGGCGAGGAUUGAGUUGUUGUGUAAUUUAUGGAAUUAAUUCAUUUGAUUGUACUGGGAGAUGAGGGGGAAUCGUUUUUUAUUGUGAUGGAUGAUAAAUAUAGAGGUUCAAGAUUA
Diachasma alloeum is the source of this 2872-nucleotide messenger RNA. RefSeq names its product cell division cycle 5-like protein (gene Cdc5). The coding region runs from base 380 to 2770 and encodes 796 amino acids. Gene Ontology annotation, molecular function: DNA-binding transcription factor activity, RNA polymerase II-specific; RNA polymerase II transcription regulatory region sequence-specific DNA binding. The transcript is spliced from 5 exons. The record is from RefSeq and is a predicted model, not a curated record. Gene Ontology annotation, cellular component: Prp19 complex; spliceosomal complex. Lineage: Eukaryota; Metazoa; Arthropoda; Insecta; Hymenoptera; Braconidae. Gene Ontology annotation, biological process: mRNA splicing, via spliceosome; regulation of transcription by RNA polymerase II.